Naegleria lovaniensis is the source of this 663-nucleotide messenger RNA. RefSeq lists its product as uncharacterized. Bases 1 to 663 code for a protein of 220 amino acids. NCBI's taxonomy places the organism in Eukaryota, Heterolobosea, Eutetramitea, Acrasida, Naegleriidae. The record is from RefSeq and is a predicted model, not a curated record. The transcript is spliced from 2 exons.
AUGCACCACAGCAUCUCCCUCACUACCAACUUUGUGAAGAGUUUCUUUCCGGGCAAUGGUCUGACGAAUCAAAACAAUACGCAACAACAACAACAACCACCAUCAACACAAGCAACCCAUGCACCAUUGGAAGAACAAAAUUUGCCUACUUCAUCAGCAACCGCAAAUCAUUAUCAGCAAGAACAACAACAACAAGCUAUUGAUUUUGAGCCAUCCGUGCCAUCAUCUUCUCCUUCUUCACUAGAGUCUAAUAUUUCGGAGAAAGUUGAAACCACUCAAGUAUCAUCACCUGCUAAUUCACGAAGUGUUGAACAAACUCCAGCAGCUGUAGAGAGCGUGAAGCCUAUUUCUGCCGAAGAAUUUAGAUUGGUCAAGUUUAAAUAUGAUCAAUUGAAGAAUCAACAAAAUAGACUUUUGGAACAUUUACAAGAUGCCAGAGUUGAACACUUACAAGAAGAAAUAGCAAAACUUGACAAAUUAAUCCCACAUCAUCGUACCAUUCAGUCCUAUGGUUGCACUGCAGAAAAAUCCGCUUUGGUUCAAUGCCUCAAGAAUAAUGGCAAUGUGUCAUAUGGAACUCUUAAUUGCAGCAAUUUAUUGAACGAAUUCUCCAAAUGUGCCCAAGAGAAACGCAGAUCGUUUUUGGGAAAUCAAGAUCUCUAA